Colletotrichum orchidophilum is the source of this 444-nucleotide messenger RNA. RefSeq lists its product as uncharacterized. NCBI's taxonomy places the organism in Eukaryota, Fungi, Ascomycota, Sordariomycetes, Glomerellales, Glomerellaceae. Gene Ontology annotation, cellular component: membrane. The transcript is spliced from 2 exons. The record is from RefSeq and is a predicted model, not a curated record. The coding region runs from base 1 to 444 and encodes 147 amino acids.
AUGAACGCCUUCGAAACACGGAGUUGGUCCAAGAUCCCGCUCAUCAUUCAGGCCCUUCUGCCGCUGCUCGCCCCGGCACUAUAUGCGGCCUCGAUUUACAUGCUUCUCGGGCGUAUCAUCGACUCUUUGGAAGCGGAUCAUCUUUCUCUGAUCCUCGUUAGAUGGAUGACAAAGAUCUUGGUCUUCGGAGAUGUGUUCUCCUUUGCUUUUCAGUGCAUCGGUGGAGGGAUUCGCUUCGGUGCAAGUGACAGAGAGGGGCUAGACCGCGUCGAAGAUAUCAUUUUUGUUGGUCUCAGCAUCCAAACCCUACUCUUCGCAGCCUUCACCGUGUCUAUUCUCCACAACUGCUUGGGAACGGCCAUUCCACGUCACAUCGCCCGAGAAUUACUUACAUGUAUCGAGCUAGCCACAUUUACAUUUCAAAAGCAUUUGCCCGGAGAAUAA